This is a messenger RNA of Paramecium octaurelia, 7347 nucleotides long. NCBI's taxonomy places the organism in Eukaryota, Ciliophora, Oligohymenophorea, Peniculida, Parameciidae. The record is from the annotation of a GenBank genome assembly.
AUGAAAUUAAUUCUCCUUUGGUUGUGCUUAUUGCUGUUGACUCUUGAGCAAAAUUGUAAAGACAUUUAAAAAAUUUAGGUGAUUAUAGCUGUUUAUCUUGCGAAUCUAAAGAUUAAACAGUUUGUAAAACUUGCGAUGAAAAAACAAGAAUUUUGAAAGAUGGGAAAUGUGAAUGCAAAGAUGGAUUUGUAGAAAUGUAAACCAUAUAAUCUCCUGAAUGCCUACGUAAUUUAUUUUAGUAUUUGAAGAGUGCUCCUAAAAUUGCAUCAAAUGUGACAUUACUCAAAGGGAUUACUGUUUGAGUUGUGGAGAUGCUACUUCGACUUUUAGAGAAUUAAAGAACAAUGAUUGUGUGUGUAUAGCAGGUUAUCAUGCGGUACCUUAUUAAUAUGCAUGUGAAUCAGAUGAAUGGGAUCAACGAUUAUAUACUUUUAAAUAUAAAAUUGACACUAAAAAAAAAUAUUGGUAGUAAGUAGUAAAUUUUUUUGACAAUACUGGAGUCUAAGAUUAAUUAAUUAACCUGAUAAAGAAAUCAUAUUUAUAGGAUACUUAAGAAAGUUCUGUUUACAAAUAUUACUUUGAUUUAGAAAAUAAUUAACAGAAGUUUUUUUACAAAGAUAAGAAUCCUAUCGGUGAGUACUAUUAGUAAUUGGAUUAGAAUGUAUUUGCAGUUGGAUAUUUAUAACCAAAGUCUCCAUAAAGCAUAUUAUGGGGUUAUGGUUAAACUGAAGUUGGAUGGGAAAGCAAUGUCUAUUUUACCAGCAGGACUUUAGAUGUUUAAUGGAAUACAAGACUUUUUUAAUAUUUAAAGUACGGUCAUUUAUUUAUUCAAACAAUAUUAUCAGAAUAACUUUAAAUCACGAGUAGACUAUUAAGUGAGGAUUAUUCUAAAUACAAUAUGAUUUACUUUUUUUACAUUGGUUACAGAAUAGAUAGAUUUUUGAGCACUUAUGAAUUAGAGUUAUUGAUAGACAAAUUAAUGAAUUUGGUUAAUGGAUGUAAGUCAUAUUGUUCAGAUUGUUAAUUCUAUUAAAAUCAAUAACAUUGUUAGAGUUGUGAUUUGAAUAGAGAAAAUGAUAGUGGAAAUUGUAAAUGCAUAUAUGAAACAAAAGAUUAAGCAAAAUGUUUUCAGCCUUGCAAUCUUGACAGUUGUGCAACAUGUGUUAAUGGAGUGUGUGUGAAAUGUCCUGAUGGAGAAUCUCCACCAUGCACAGCACCAAUUAUUUAAUGUGAUGAUGGGUUUUAUUUAGAUAAUUCUAAAUGCGUAUAAUGCGAGAGUCCAUGUAUUAAAUGUUCAUCUAAAACACUAUGUAAUAAAUGUAUGGACUCUUAUUAUUUGGAUUCUGCAAAUACUUGCUAAUAAUGUAAGAGUCCAUGCAAUUUUUGUAAUAAUGAAAAUGAUUGUACUACUUGUGUUUCAAAAUAUUAUCUUCUAAAUCAUUAAUGUAUUACAUGUACAAUGAUUGAUGGUUGUGAAGAUUGUUAAUUAGAAAACAAAUGUCUAACAUGUAUCUAAGGAAAAUAUAGAGAUGAUUAAUAUUAAUGCAAAAAUUGUUUAAGCAGUUGUGUUAGUUGUACUGGAUUAAACUAAUGUUUAGAAUGUAAAGAUGGAUAUUACAAUACAUUAGGAGAUUGUAAAGUAUGUCCAUCGAUUUGUUCUAGAUGUCUCAAUAGUUCUUAAUGCUCUAAAUGUGUAUAAGGGUAUUUUUUGAAAUAAAUAAAUUGUUACCCAUGUGCUGCUGGUUGUGCAUCAUGCUUUGAUAAUAAAGAUAAUUGUUUUGUGUGUAAAAAUGGAUAUCUAUUAAUGAAUAAUACUUGUGUAGAAUGCUAAAGCCCGUGCAAAUCAUGCAAUUCAAAUAUUAAUAAAUGUAUUUCAUGUGUUGAUAAAUAUUAUCUAAAUUCGAAUAAUGAAUGUAUUGCUUGUGCUAAUGGAUGUGUAAAUUGUUAUUCAUAAUAAUUUUGUUUAAGUUGCUAAAAUGGAUAUUAUUUAGAGAACAAUUUUUGCUUUCAAUGUCUUUCUGGUUGCUAAGAGUGUCAAAAUAAUCAAACUUGUGAUUCUUGUAAGAUUGGAUAUUAUUUUGAUUCCAAUACCAAGAUAUGCAAAUCAUGUCCAACUAAUUGUUAAUCGGACUGUUCUUUUUAAAACGACUAAAUUACAUGUAAUACAUGUUCAAAAUCCUAUUAUAAAAGUCCUACUUCUCUUUAAUGUGAAAAUUGUGAAUCUCCAUGUCUCAAUUGUAAAUAGACAAAAUCUUCAUGUGUUGAUUGCAUCAGUGGUUAUUAUUUGGAUAAUACUUUUUGUAUUAAAUGCACUAUUGUGAAUUGUAAAGAAUGCUCAAGUUCCACUAAAUGCAAUAUAUGUAACGAUGGAUAUUUGUUAAAUGAUAGCAAUAUAUGUGUUUAAUAAAAUAGCACUUGUGGUUCCCAUCAAAUAUAAGUGUAGAUCAGUCAAGUUUGCUAAGAAUGCUACUAGAAUUGCUAAUCAUGCUAUGGUACUGAAUAAAAUUAAUGCAAAUAAUGUUACUAAGGAGAUUAUUUAAAUUAAUGGAAUUAAUGUAGGAAUUGUAAAUAUCCAUGUAACGAAUGUACAGAUGAACGUGUAUGCACAUCUUGUUAAGGUGGUAUGUAUUUAGAUGACAGUAAUUAAUGUCAUUUCUGCGAUAGUAGUAAAUGUAAAGAGUGUGAUCCUUCAACUCUUGUUUGUAAAUAAUGCUUUGAUGGUUAUUAUCUAAGCAUUUCUACAUGUCAUUCUUGUUAACCUAAUUGUAGAAGUUGCUAGUCAGAUGUUUAAUGUCUUACUUGUUUUGAAGGAUAUUAUCUUAAUGAAAGUUCUACUUGCAUUAAAUGCAUUGAUGAUAAUUGUAGUUACUGUCCUAACUCAGGUGUGUGUCUUUAAUGCAAGUAAGCUUAUCUCAUAGACACAAAUUAGAAGUGCUAUCUGAAAGAUAGCCCAAUUCAGCUUUGCUUUAAGAGUUUCAAUGAGGUUGAAUGCGAUAUCUGUUCUUUAGGUACAUACUUAGAUACAUAAAAAAAAUGUAGUUUAUGUAAUGAUAAUUGUAGAACUUGUAAAGAUAAUUCUACUUAUUGUUUAUCUUGUAAUUUAAGAUUUUAUGUAUCUCCAUAAAAUAAAUGUGAAGUUUGCACAGCAGGUUGUUAAGAAUGCAAAGAAAAAGCAGAUUUUUGUUAAUCAUGCGAUUCUGGUUAUAUAUUGAUUGAACGUGAUUAAUUUUGUUAAAAAUGUGUUGAAAAAUGUAAAACCUGUGUAGAUACAAAGGAUAAAUGCACUUCUUGUAAACCUUUGUAUUAUUAUCAAAAUAAUGAUUGCAUAUCAUGUCCUAAUGGAUGUCAAACAUGUGACUCCUCUACCAAAUGUACUAGUUGCUUACCUAAAUAUUUUUAAAAAGAUGUAUCUUGUUUAGGAUGCCCUUAAUAAUGCAAAGAAUGCACUUCCUAUUAAAAUUGCACAGCCUGCAUCUCAAAUUUUUAUUUAGAUGUAUAUUAGUGUAAUCCGUGUCCUUUUAAAUGCAAAGACACUUGUUAUAAAGAGGGCUCUUCUAUACAUUGUGACAAUUGCAAUAUUGGCUAUUAUUCAAAAAAUAAUGAUUGCUUGAAAUGUAAAGCACCUUGCGAAACUUGUUAAUCUAAAGAAGAUGAAUGCACAUCUUGUAUAGGAGGAUAUUAUUUGGCAAUAAAUAAAGAAUGUCCAAAAUGUAGAACUGAACAUUGUAGAUUAUGUUAGAGUCUCACAGGAUAAUGUCUAAAGUGUGAUUAUGGUUAUAUCAUGACUGAUGUAGAAAUAUGUUCAAUAUGUACAACUUGCACAUGUGAUUACUAUAAAUAUUAUGACUGGGAUAAUGGAGUUUGUUUAUAAUGUGAUAGUACUUGUAAAACGUGCUAUAUUUCCCCAACCUAAUGUACAUCCUGUAAUGUCAACUAAUAUUUGGAACCUACAGAUAAUACAUGCCAUGUUUGUGUAAAUCAAUGUAAGACAUGCAAAAGUGCUACUUAAUGUUCUUCUUGUGAGAAUGGCUAUUAUUUAUCAACUGAUAUGUAAUGUUUACUCUGUUAAUCCCCUUGUGUCAAUUGUUUAGACAAUUAUAAAUGUCUUAAUUGUGUGAAUGGGUAUUACUUAAAUGAUACAACAUGUAUCUAAUGCAAUUCAAAAUGUGAACUAUGUUCUUCUGAUGUUGAAUGUUCAAAGUGCAUCCAAGAUGGUAGAACUUAUUUUGAUAAUAUUUCUAAAUGUAAGAAUUGUGAAUCCCCUUGUUAAGAAUGUUAUAAUGCAGGAUGUGUCAAAUGUCCAUCCAUGCAUUAUAUAUCUGGACAACAAUGCAUUCGAUGUUCUGAUAACUGUUUAUAAUGUUCAAGUUCUGAAUGCCUCCAAUGUGCUAAUGGCUAUUAUAUAAAUGGGUAAGCUUGUGAAUAAUGUUCUGAAAAUUGUUUAUCAUGUACUUCCACUGAAUGUACAAAAUGCAAGAUUCAAUAUUUCGUAAAUGGUGCAUCCUGUGAGAAAUGCAUGGAUAAUUGUAACGUUUGUGAUUCAACAACCACUUGUAUCACCUGCCAAACUGGAUAUUACUUUGAUUAAACACUUCUUAUCUGUUAAAAAUGCAAUGAAAACUGCAUUUCUUGCACUGCUGUUAGUUGCUAAAAAUGUGUUGAAGGAUACUACCCUGCUAGCACUACUUGUAUUAAAUGCUAAGAUAAUUGCUUAUCUUGCACUUCAACUAAAUGUAACUAAUGUGUAGUUCCAUAUUAAAUUAACAACCAAUCUUGCAUAUUAUGUAAAUAAGGAUGUAAAACAUGUUCAGAUUAAGAAUGCUACAUCUGUGAUGACAAAUACUAUUUGGAUUCAACAUCAAAAUAAUGUGUGAUCUGUAAUUCUAACUGUUUAAGUUGUAUUAGCACAGAAUGUCUAUCUUGCAACAAUGGAUAUUACCCAAAAGGUUAAAAUUGUGUUCAUUGUGAUACUAAUUGUGUGUCUUGCAAUGAAUAGGGAUGUCUUGAAUGCAAUAGCUCUUUUUAUUUAGACUAAGGGAAAUGCGUCAAGUGUCAAGACAAUUGUUAAUACUGCACUAUUGAUUCUUGCACACAAUGCGGAACAGGAUACUAUCCCAAUGGAACCAAAUGUGAAUAAUGUAAUGUGCCAUGUAUUGAAUGUACAAGUUAAACGAUGUGUACGAAAUGCUCAAAAGGUUCUUAUUUAGAUUAAAAUAAAUGUGUAAAUUGUGAAUCAAAUUGUGAUUCUUGUACCAAAGAGGGAUGUAACUCAUGUGUUGCUACUUAUCGAUUAAAUGAGAAGGAUAAAUCUUGUGUUUCAUGUUCUGCUAACAAUUGUUAAACCUGUCCUCAAGAUAAGUGUUCUCUUUGCAAAACAGGANUACAGAUAAUACAUGCCAUGUUUGUGUAAAUCAAUGUAAGACAUGCAAAAGUGCUACUUAAUGUUCUUCUUGUGAGAAUGGCUAUUAUUUAUCAACUGAUAUGUAAUGUUUACUCUGUUAAUCCCCUUGUGUCAAUUGUUUAGACAAUUAUAAAUGUCUUAAUUGUGUGAAUGGGUAUUACUUAAAUGAUACAACAUGUAUCUAAUGCAAUUCAAAAUGUGAACUAUGUUCUUCUGAUGUUGAAUGUUCAAAGUGCAUCCAAGAUGGUAGAACUUAUUUUGAUAAUAUUUCUAAAUGUAAGAAUUGUGAAUCCCCUUGUUAAGAAUGUUAUAAUGCAGGAUGUGUCAAAUGUCCAUCCAUGCAUUAUAUAUCUGGACAACAAUGCAUUCGAUGUUCUGAUAACUGUUUAUAAUGUUCAAGUUCUGAAUGCCUCCAAUGUGCUAAUGGCUAUUAUAUAAAUGGGUAAGCUUGUGAAUAAUGUUCUGAAAAUUGUUUAUCAUGUACUUCCACUGAAUGUACAAAAUGCAAGAUUCAAUAUUUCGUAAAUGGUGCAUCCUGUGAGAAAUGCAUGGAUAAUUGUAACGUUUGUGAUUCAACAACCACUUGUAUCACCUGCCAAACUGGAUAUUACUUUGAUUAAACACUUCUUAUCUGUUAAAAAUGCAAUGAAAACUGCAUUUCUUGCACUGCUGUUAGUUGCUAAAAAUGUGUUGAAGGAUACUACCCUGCUAGCACUACUUGUAUUAAAUGCUAAGAUAAUUGCUUAUCUUGCACUUCAACUAAAUGUAACUAAUGUGUAGUUCCAUAUUAAAUUAACAACCAAUCUUGCAUAUUAUGUAAAUAAGGAUGUAAAACAUGUUCAGAUUAAGAAUGCUACAUCUGUGAUGACAAAUACUAUUUGGAUUCAACAUCAAAAUAAUGUGUGAUCUGUAAUUCUAACUGUUUAAGUUGUAUUAGCACAGAAUGUCUAUCUUGCAACAAUGGAUAUUACCCAAAAGGUUAAAAUUGUGUUCAUUGUGAUACUAAUUGUGUGUCUUGCAAUGAAUAGGGAUGUCUUGAAUGCAAUAGCUCUUUUUAUUUAGACUAAGGGAAAUGCGUCAAGUGUCAAGACAAUUGUUAAUACUGCACUAUUGAUUCUUGCACACAAUGCGGAACAGGAUACUAUCCCAAUGGAACCAAAUGUGAAUAAUGUAAUGUGCCAUGUAUUGAAUGUACAAGUUAAACGAUGUGUACGAAAUGCUCAAAAGGUUCUUAUUUAGAUUAAAAUAAAUGUGUAAAUUGUGAAUCAAAUUGUGAUUCUUGUACCAAAGAGGGAUGUAACUCAUGUGUUGCUACUUAUCGAUUAAAUGAGAAGGAUAAAUCUUGUGUUUCAUGUUCUGCUAACAAUUGUUAAACCUGUCCUCAAGAUAAGUGUUCUCUUUGCAAAACAGGAUACUGUUCCGCUGAUUCUGAAUGCUAAAAAUGUCCUAGUUCAUGUAAACUCUGUACAGAAAACGCUAUCGUUAAAUGCUCAGAGUGUAAUGAAAUAACUCUUGCAUGCUUAAGUGGAUGGUAUUUAAAUAAGACAACAUAAAAAUGCGAAAGUAUAAAUAUAUUUAUAUUCUAAGUGUGCUAAAUUAACAAUUGUCAAAUAUGCUCCUCAGAAUCUAUGUGUGUAUCCUGCAAUUAUGGAUAUUAUUUGUCAGAUGCUUAGGAUUUAUGCAUAAAAAAAGAGACUUCAUCAAAAAAUUAAGUUAUUGCUGGAGUCCUAGUAGGUGGUGUGUUAACCUCCAUAUUUGUAGUAAUGGUAGCUUAAAAAUUCUCUAUGAUUCAUAUUACUACCAAAUUAUUCAAGAGUGCAUCUAUUUAGUUUGAUACAAAAUUAGGGUCAACUGGAGCUGCUCCAUCUAAUUGGGAAUAACUACCUAAUUUGACUUCAGAUUAAUUGGAUAAAAUAUUAAGGGAUUAAUCUUUUUAAAUGGUAUGA